CAGACGCCACACGCCAGACGUCCGCCAUGGCCCGCGCUCGCACCACCGCCGCCGCCUCCCGCCGCUGCCGCGCGCAGACACCGCUCCAGCUGCCUCUAGUCCUGGUCGUGCUGUUGGCAGCCUCAGCGGCCGGCGCGCACACCCACCGCGUCGCUAAGGGCUUCUUCGACUUCCUGUGGGACCUGGGAGAGGAAGUAGCGGAGCAGAGGGAAGUGGCGGACGGCGACGAUACUGAUGCAGACGUCGACGGCGGCCCGCUGGAGCGCGCCUGCUCUUGCGAAGGACCCGCCUGCACGUGCUGCGUGGACUUCAAUUUCACCUACGUCGAUCUCGGUGGCCCAGGAUGUGUGGAGAUGACAUACUUGUCUCCUGCUGAAGGAAUUAAUGUGAAUAUUUCUUAUGGAGACAAUGUCCUUCUGAGUGAAGCAAUCAAGGGUGCAAAACCAGAUCCAGUGUGUCUAAAUAUGCUGGGUGGCCUCACACAACUGUGCGCACGAUUUAGUGAUCUUGCACCUACCUCUGAUGGGUUGAGAUGGUGCUUGCAGUUGGAACCUGCUCUACUUGGUGAUGUACAAGCUCAAUUCCCACUUGGCUGCUUUCGAAUGGGAUCAGAUGGAAUGGUUCCGGAUCCACCAGUGAAUGCCACACUUCCACCAGCCAAUACCGCUGAGACAACUGAAGAAGACAUCAAUGAAGAAGCUUUAAUUGCAGCAGUAAAUGAAUCAGCUGAAGAAAGUAUUUCAUUCCUGAGUAAUCUUUUAGGAAUUACAUUGUCAGGAUCAAACAAAACUCAAGAACAAAACACAACUGAAGUAGCAACAGAAUCUUCAGAGAAUCCAGAAAGCAAAAGAAGAUCAUUGCAGCAACAUAAAAAGACAUUCAUAAAAAGUGCAAAUGAGAAGUUGUGAAAUCAUUUGUCACAGCUUCAUUGAUUGUCAAGACUGCAAGAAAAUGACUCUCUUGUUACUUCAUAGUCAUUAAUUUAUUUAUUACAUUUCAGAAUGUAGUGAACAAAAGCUAAUUCCUAAAAUUCGUUAUAUAAGUUAUUUAUAUUUGUUAUGUAGAAACACAUUAGAGAAACUUUCAUUUUCAUGAUUUUAGCUUAUGAGUAAAGUUAAUUAUAUAUAACUGAUGUACAAACUACUGUCAAGGACAAUUUUUAUAACAUGAAAUUACUUAUGUGCAGAUAUAAGAGUUUCUCAGGUCAGUGAUAAUUUAAGGUUGAUCCAGCAUUAGUUGAAUAAUAUCCCUUGAAAAAAAGUCAUGAAAAGUUAAGUCGGUGAUGUUAUGUGUGUGACUGUUCCAACUUUUGUAUGGUGUUGUAUACUGCCAAUAAUAAUCAGUAAUGAAACUUAAGAUAAUAAAUUGUUAUCUAUUGAACAUAACAUUGUAAUUCAAUUCAGAUAAUUCUCAGUUUCUUGUAUUUAUUUCAUUUUAAAAUGUUGAUGUAUCUGAACUCUAGAACAAUUUUUAAUCAAAAACAUGGAAUGUGGUAGAAUAAUAUGACCAACUGUUUUAAAAAUACAGAUACUGCAACUGAUACAAUAUAUCAAUAAUUUCAAUGUUUAAUUAAAAAAAUUGAACACCUUUCAUUGUGCACAUCCACCUAAUGUAUUGAUGUUUUGAUGAUGAUUUUGAGUGUGAAUCAAAAUAAAUGACACUUUUAAAGUG
Messenger RNA from Schistocerca gregaria, 1671 nucleotides. RefSeq lists its product as uncharacterized. The transcript has 5 exons. Bases 27 to 908 code for a protein of 293 amino acids. NCBI's taxonomy places the organism in Eukaryota, Metazoa, Arthropoda, Insecta, Orthoptera, Acrididae. The record is from RefSeq and is a predicted model, not a curated record.